Molecule: messenger RNA, 207 nt
Organism: Penicillium odoratum
Lineage: Eukaryota; Fungi; Ascomycota; Eurotiomycetes; Eurotiales; Aspergillaceae
Exons: 1
Coding region: 1-207 (68 amino acids)
Source: RefSeq, a predicted model, not a curated record
AUGAUCCCCCUAUCUACGUCUACUAUCCUCACCCUCACUACACACCCUAUUUUCCCCCUCACCACGUCCGCUAUUCUUACCCUAUCCACGUACGCCAUUAUCACCCUCACCACAUACACUAUCACCACCCUCUAUUCUCACCCUCACCACCUACCCUAUUCUCACCCUCACCACCUACGCUACUCUCACCCUAUCCACUUUUACUAA